UAUAAGAGUUUGGCUGCUCAAACCAACUUCUCUUCUCUCCUACAAAAAAAAAAAACUUUCUUGUUUCUCUUUGACAUAAACAAAAAACUCUUUCUGUAUCUCCCCUCUCUUCAUCUUCAACACCCAUGGAUUACGAGGCAUCAAGAAUUUGUGAGAUCGUAGAAGAUUCAGAGCAGAUUGAUUUGCUACCUGGAUUCAGAUUUCACCCAACAGAUGAAGAACUCAUAAGCCACUACCUGAGACCGAAGGUUCUAAACACCCUCUUCUCCGCUAUAGCCAUUGGUGAAGUCGAUCUCAACAAGGUUGAGCCUUGGGACUUGCCAUGGAAGGCUAAGAUUGGCGAAAAAGAGUGGUACUUCUUCUGCGUGAGAGAUCGGAAAUACCCAACCGGUUUAAGGACGAACCGGGCUACCAAGGCCGGUUAUUGGAAAGCUACAGGGAAAGACAAAGAGAUCUUCAAAGAAAAAGCUCUUGUUGGUAUGAAGAAAACUUUGGUUUUCUACGAAGGAAGAGCUCCUAAGGGAGCAAAAACAAACUGGGUCAUGCACGAGUAUCGCUUAGAAGGCAUAUAUUCAACCGACAAUCUUCCUAAAACCGCUAAGAACGAGUGGGUUAUUAGUAGGGUUUUUCAGAAAGGUGCAGACGGUAAGAAGAUGCAUCUCUACCAGGGGCUCGGUUCAGGGAUUAACCAAGUCGAACGGGCUGGUUUACCUCCGCUGAUGGACUCCUCUUUCGCUGGAUCGUUGUCUAACGUGACCUGCUUCUCCGACCAAACAACCGUUGAGGACAAGAGCCACAUCUCCGAGUUAAAAGAUGAAUGUAACCUUACCAUGUUAGGUUCUUCAUCGACUGACUUGAUAUCGAACAUUGGUUCUCUGCUAUACACUGAUCCUCUGUUUAUGCAAGAUAAUUCUUCAAUAGUGAAGAUGUUGCUUGACGAUGAAGAAACCAAGUUUAAGAAGAGUAUCCAGGAGUUCGGUACUGUUGAAAACGAAUUAACUUGGCACGGUCAACAUCUUUCUGGUUCAACCGGUGGUCCGGUUGAGGUCGAUUGCUAUUGGAAUUUCUGAAUUUGGGGCCUGGAACUGAUCGGAAAUUGGGGUGUAUAUAUGGGUUAAAACAAACAAUUAGGAGGUAUUUUAGGGUUUAUAAGUGUUAUAUGCGUUUGCUCUAUAUUCUAGACUAGGACUAUAGGAUACGCAAAGACAUUGAAAGACUAUUUGUAAAAUUUUGUAAAAAAGGAUCAACUUGUGAAAAUCGAUUAUCUUGCCAUUUGUAAUCCAUUGAUAAUUGUCAUAAUAAUACUGUAACUUUAGGGUAUGGAGUAUUGAUUCAUCUUGUGGCAA
Molecule: messenger RNA, 1346 nt
Organism: Raphanus sativus (radish)
Lineage: Eukaryota; Viridiplantae; Streptophyta; Magnoliopsida; Brassicales; Brassicaceae
Product: NAC domain-containing protein 92
Exons: 3
Coding region: 126-1070 (314 amino acids)
Biological process (GO): regulation of DNA-templated transcription
Molecular function (GO): DNA binding
Source: RefSeq, a predicted model, not a curated record